UUCUUGUCUGCGAUGAUUGGACCCACACUGCAGCAUCUCCGAUCGGGGACCACGAAGGGCGUCGAAGAUGUCGGAGAUGUCGAAAUUUCACGUGGGGCCAGCCAAGAUGAUUCACAUAUCUCAUCUCGAAUACCCUGGAACCGAGCCAACACUGUAACUGUGUAUACGCGUCUAUCUUCUACUCUCCAGGAUUUUUCUUUCUCUCGCGCUAUGCAGAACAAGAUCUCGUUUCGAGGCCUCACUCUAGAGUCAAGAAAGCCCGUGUUUUUUGAUGUCCUCAACAAUCUCUGGGAUCCGGAGUCAAAUCCGGAUGGAAUUGUCAAUAUCGGACUAGCUGAGAAUGGAUUGAUGCAAGCUGAGAUGAGAUCAUUUAUUAACGCCCAGCCGGGCGCUGACAAUCACGCCUUGACAUACGGCGAUGGCUUCACCGGCUCCAAGAAGCUGAAAGCUGCAAUGUGCCAUUUCCUGAACCGCCACUUUCAGCCAUACGUGCCUCUGAACCCGUCGCACAUGUGCAUAACGUCCGGGGCAAGCAAUGCCCUCGAGAACUGUGCAUGGGCGCUGUGUGAUCCGGGCGACUAUGUGCUGGUGGGAAGACCUUACUGGACGACGUUCCAGUCGAUAUUUGGGAAUCGUGCGGGUGUCAACAUCCUCGAAGUCGCCAUGGGCGCAGUAGACCCGAUGAGCGUGGAUGCGGUUGCGCGGUUUGAAGAGGCUGCGGAGCAGGCAAGGCGAGAGGAUAAAAGGGUCAAGGCUAUCCUGCUCUGUUCUCCAAAUAAUCCUCUAGGCCGCUGCUACCCGGAAGACGCCUUGAAGGGCUACAUGAGGCUCUGCCAGAAGCUGGGCAUACAUCUGAUAUCCGAUGAGCUCUACGGAUUGUCCGUGUGGGAAAACCCAGACUCGAAUGAUCCAACCCAAUUUAGAUCGGUCUUGUCGAUUGAUAGCCAGAAACUGGUCGACCCGCAACUGGUCCACGCCGUGUGGGGGAUGAGCAAGGCAAGUGGCCCAUGACCGUAACCCGGGAUAAUUACUGACGUAAAACCAGGACUUUGGUGCAACCGGCCUACGAAUCGGUGUUCUUAUUAGUCAAUCGAACCCCCAAUUCCUGGGCGCCUGUGAAAGCACCUCACUAUUCAGCUUCCCGUCAAGCCUCGCAGACAAGGCCGUGGCUUCCCUACUAGCUGACGACGCAUUCACGGAUAGCUUUAUCUCAACGAAUCGAGCACGACUAUCUGAGAGCUAUCAGUUUGUGACGGAGUUCUGUAAAGCCAACGGGAUCCCGUAUACGCACUCGAAUGCGGCGCUUUUCGUGUGGAUUCACCUCGGGGCUAUAGUCAAAGACCCCAAUCUUACAGACGAAAUACUGCUGUCUCGCUUGCGGUUGGAAGGGGUGUACAUGACUUCUGGCGCUACAUACGCAAGUGAGGAACCGGGCUGGUUUCGAGUGGUCAUUGCACAUCCUCGGCACGUUCUGGAGGAAGGCUUGAAUCGGAUGAUGCGUGCUCUUGGAUAGGUUUAAUGAAUCGAUCCACAUUCUUUACGUAAAGACAUAGAAAUACAUUGCCCAGUGUUUUCUGCACCGCUC
Aspergillus calidoustus is the source of this 1585-nucleotide messenger RNA. Lineage: Eukaryota; Fungi; Ascomycota; Eurotiomycetes; Eurotiales; Aspergillaceae. The record is from the annotation of a GenBank genome assembly.